AUGGCUGCGCUUCCAGUGGUUCAGGGCAAGGUGGUGGGAACGCCGGCGGAUGUCGAGCAGCCGUAUCCGCACUAUCCUCAGCACCCCCACCACCCCCAGCACGCCCACCACCAAGCCCACUACCCCAACAGUGCAGCAUCUCAGCAGAUGCCUCGGCCGGAAUGUCCAAACCUGGAUGUCUUGCAGCUGGCGUGCAGGGACGUCCACCUUCCACCUGACAUUCGACUGGGAUUCGUGAAGAAAGUGUAUGGCAUCCUCGGGAUGAUGCUACUGCUCACCUUCGCAGUCAGCUUGCCUUUCGUUCUUGUCGCUGACAAGGCGCAAGAGUUCAUCCUCCAACAUGUCUGGAUCUUGUACAUCGCCGUGGGGGUCGUGAUUGCCCAGUUGGUCUUCGACUUGGCCGCUUCCUGCCAGGGUGCGUGUUGUGGAAGCACAGGACUCUUUCAGAGUUACUUCUGGAUGAUGAAGACGGCCCCAUGGAACUACAUGUACCUGACUCUUUGGUCGUUGUGCCUUGGUGUGGUAGUGGGGUUCGUCUGUGCGCAAUAUACAGCACAGUCGGUCUUGCUCGUCUUUGCACUCACGGCCGUCUUGAUUAUUGCCCUGACGAUCUACGCCGUGCGCACCCAGGCGGAUUUCACAGGCUGCGGUGCUUACAUUAUGGUACUUUUGCUGGGCCUGCUCAUGACCAUCUGUGUAUAUUCUUUCUUUCCAAGCAGUGUCGUUGUCACCAAAAUAAUCGCCGGAGUGGGGGCAACGCUGUUCGGCUUCAUCAUAGUCUACGACACGCAGCAGAUCUUCGGCUCUGCUUCUGCGAACUUCGGAGGCGGCAAGCGCCACAUCGAGUACACGAUUGACAUGUACGCCUUUGCCGCGUGGAAUCUCUACAUGGAUUUCCUGAACUUCUUCCUGUACAUGCUCCAGCUCUUCGGUGAAAGGAGGUAG
Molecule: messenger RNA, 945 nt
Organism: Symbiodinium necroappetens
Lineage: Eukaryota; Dinophyceae; Suessiales; Symbiodiniaceae
Source: the annotation of a GenBank genome assembly